UCCUCGCGCCAGAUGUGCAACGGUGACGCGCGCGCUGGGUGAUGCCGUGCGUGGGAACGCAUGCGCGGACCUAUACGUGAGCAAAGCGGGGAGUCGGGUUCAAAGGAGGAAAUAUGGCGGAAAACAAAGGCGGAGGAGGCGGUGGUGGCGGGGAGGGGGCUGGGGAGGCUGCACCGGCUGGGGGUUGCCCCGAACUCUCCGCCGCUACAGCCGCUGUCGUUGUCACCUCCGCGGCGACAGUGGUGUCCCCGCCCCCUCCGGCGCCCGCCCCUCCCGACGAGAGGGAGAGCCCCGCCGCGGUGGUCCUGGCUGCGGACAAGGGCCCGGGGGAGGCGGAGGCCGCGGCGCCGGUAGUCGUGAGUGGAGGCUCGGUCUCCGGCACGGUGCCGGCGCCUCUGGGCCCGAGCCCAGCGCCCCCUGCCCUGUCCAGCGCCGCGCCGGGCCCGCUGUCUCUCCUGGACACCUGCACAGAAUGCACGCAGAGUCUGCAGAGCCGGGAGGCCGAGCCCAAGCUGCUGCCGUGCUUGCACUCCUUUUGCCGCCGUUGCUUGCCGGAACCUGAACGCCAGCUGAACGUGCCCGUGCCCGGCGGCGCCAACGGGGACAUCCAGCAGGUUGGUGUGAUCAGGUGUCCGAUCUGUCGCCAGGAAUGCAGACAAAUAGAUUUGGUAGAUAAUUACUUUGUGAAAGACACAUCUGAAGUACCAAGCAGCUCUGAUGAGAAAUCCGAACAGGUGUGUACCAGCUGUGAAGAUAAUUCCAGUGCUGUUGGUUUCUGUUUAGAAUGUGGAGAAUGGCUGUGCAAAACGUGCAUAGAAGCCCAUCAGCGAGUAAAAUUUACUAAGGAUCACAUGAUUAGAAAGAAGGAAGACGUUUCUUCAGAGGCCGUUGGAGCAUCUGGUCAACGUCCUGUGUUUUGUCCUAUCCACAAACAAGAGCAGUUAAAGCUGUUUUGUGAAACCUGCGACAGGUUGACUUGCCGAGACUGCCAGCUGUUGGAACACAAAGAGCAUAGGUAUCAAUUUUUGGAAGAAGCGUUUCAGAAUCAAAAAGGUGCUAUUGAAAAUCUAUUAGCCAAACUCCUCGAGAAGAAGAACUAUGUUAACUUCGCAGCUACUCAGGUGCAAAAUAGGAUAAAAGAAGUAAACGACACUAACAAACGAGUAGAACAGGAAAUCAAAGUCGCUAUUUUUACCCUCAUUAAUGAAAUCAAUAAAAAGGGAAAAUCUCUCUUACAACAACUUGAGACUGUAACAAAAGAGAGACGGUUGAAACUAAUACAACAACAGAAUGACAUCAGAGGCCUCUCACAGCAGGUGCAACAUGUGAUGAACUUUACCAAUUGGGCUAUUGCAAGUGGCAGUAGCACUGCGCUUCUUUAUAGCAAGCGACUGAUCACGUUCCAGCUGCGACAUAUUUUAAAAGCACGAUGUGAUCCAGUCCCAGCUGCUAAUGGAGCAAUACGCUUCCAUUGUGAUCCCACAUUCUGGGCAAAGAAUGUAGUCAACUUAGCAACAAAUUUAAAAUUAGCAAAUACAUGGAUAUCAGAAGAUUCCUUCAGUGAUGCAAUGGAGAAACAAGGUAAUCUUGUUAUUGAAAGUAAACCAACUCAAGGUUACACUCCUAAUGUAGUAGUGGGACAAGCUCCCCCAGGAGCCAACCACAUCAGCAAACCUCCAGGGCAAAUUAAUCUUGCACAACUUCGGCUCCAGCAUAUGCAACAACAAGUAUAUGCACAAAAACACCAGCAAUUACAACAGAUGAGGAUGGGGCAGCCAGCAGGGCAACUCCCCCGCCAGGCAGGCCCACAGAUGCUACAACAACAGCCUCCUAGAUUGAUAAGUAUGCAGACCAUGCAACGGGGCAUGAAUUGCGGCGCUUUCCAGGCCCACCAGAUGAGAAUGGCUCAGAAUGCUGCUCGUCUCCCAGGGAUACCACGGCACAACGGGCCCCCAUAUUCCAUGAUGCAGCCGCACUUACAGAGACAAGUAUAUGCUCAUUCAAACCCAGGACAUGCUGGCCCUUUUCCUGUUGUUUCGGUGCACAACAAUACUAUCAAUCCAACGAGCCCUACAACAGCCACCAUGGCCAAUGCUAACCGUGGCCCAACGAGCCCAUCUGUAGCAGCAAUAGAACUUAUUCCUUCUGUAACAAACCCAGAAAACCUUCCUUCCCUGCCAGACAUCCCUCCAAUUCAGCUGGAAGAUGCUGGUUCAAGUAAUUUAGAUACUUUACUAAGCAGAUAUAUCGCGGGUAGCCACCUGCCUCCCCAGCCUAUAAGCAGCAUGAAUCCCUCCCCUGGACCUUCAGCUCUGUCUCCAGGUUCAUCAGGUUUAUCGAAUUCUCACAUCCCUGUGAGGCCUCCCAGUACCUCCAGUACAGGCAGUAGAGGCAGCUGUGGUUCAUCUGGCAGAACAGUUGAGAAGAAUAAUAUUAGUUUUAAGACUGACCAUGUGAAAGUUAAGCAAGAGCCUGGCACAGAAGAAGAGGUCUGCAGUUUCUCAGGACCAGUAAAGCAAGAAAAAUCAGAGGAUGGCAGAAGGAGUGCCUGCAUGCUCAGCAGUCCUGAGAGCAGCUUGACGCCACCUCUUUCUGCAAACUUGCAUCUUGAAAGUGAAUUAGAAGCACUGGGAAGUAUGGAAAACCAUGUUAAAACUGAACCAACAGACCUGAGCGAAAGCUGCAAACAGUCGGCACACAGCCUUGUCAAUGGCAAGUCUCCAGUGCGUAGUCUCAUGCACCGAUCAGCCAGGACUGGAACAGAAGGCAACAGCAAAGAUGAUGAUCCCAAUGAGGACUGGUGUGCUGUGUGCCAAAAUGGAGGAGACCUGUUAUGCUGUGAAAAGUGCCCUAAAGUUUUCCACCUCACAUGUCACGUACCCACACUCCUCAGCUUUCCAAGUGGAGAGUGGAUAUGUACAUUUUGCCGAGAUCUAAUGAAACCUGAAGUAGAGUAUGAUUGUGACAAUUUGCAGCAUAGUAAGAAGGGAAAAACUGCACAAGGUUUGAGUCCUGUGGACCAACGGAAAUGUGAACGCCUCCUCCUUUACCUGUAUUGUCAUGAGCUGAGCAUUGAAUUCCAGGAGCCAGUCCCAGCCUCGAUUCCAAACUACUAUAAAAUAAUAAAGAAACCAAUGGAUUUAUCUACAGUAAAAAAGAAACUGCAAAAGAAACAUUCCCAGCACUACCAGACACCUGAAGAUUUUGUGGCAGAUGUGCGGCUGAUCUUCAAGAACUGUGAAAGGUUUAACGAAAUGAUGAAAGUUGUUCAAGUUUAUGCAGAAACACAAGAGAUUAAUUUGAAGGCUGAUUCAGAAGUAGCACAGGCAGGGAAGGCAGUUGCAUUGUACUUUGAAGAUAAACUUACAGAGAUCUACCCAGACAGGACCUUCCAGCCAUUACCUGAAUUUGAACAAGAAGAGGACGAUGCUGAAAUUACAGAUGAUUCCGAUGAAGAUUUUAUACAGCCGCGUAGAAAACGUCUAAAAUCAGAUGAGAGACCAGUGCAUAUAAAGUGACCUGAUUACAACAGACCUUAACUAUUGUAAAAAGCAAAAACAAACAUAUUUAAGUGUUCCUGGGAUAUUAUCACGCCAACAGGGGCCAUCUUGAUGAAGCUGAUAGUGUUCAGGCAGUAUUAGAUUACAAAAAAGCAUUUGUGCAGAAACAUUCUUGUCAAAAAGGGGGGAAAGCUUUUAACUCUUGCUUUUUCUAGUGUUUGGAUUUUCUUUUCCUUUUCCACAAAAAAUGCCCUCUCGUUUCUGAGAUGCAGAGGUGCAAGAUGAAGACAAUGCAGGUUUUGUAUGGUAUUUGUACAGACAGUAAAUUCUUUCACCACUUAGUAAUUUCUGCAAGACUGGACCAAGGCAGUCAUGCUUCGCUUUUCAUGCAGGUCUGCGGUCUUAAACUGCAAUAAACCUUCCUCAAGAUCAUCUUCAUGCAAUCCCAAAUUGUGACCUGGAUUGUAUUUAAUCAUCGUCUCAGCUAAAUAUUAUGAAGACCAUAUUUCCUGUUGAGUCAAAUAGCUAGGUUCUGCUUUUCUUUACUAGCCUUGUAUAGAAGUACUUCGACUUCAUCAUUAAACCAUUUUGAAUUGGAGAAUGCAGAAGUGCAGGUUUUUCAAUAUGUAACAUUAAGUGUGGUUGAAAUUAAUGCUUUUCAGUAAGAUUGAUGGUGUUGAAUGGAAGUCCUAUGCACACAACACUUAAGUGAGUUUCCUCUUGGAAUUAAAUCCUGUUUUUUCCCCUUAUGAGGCAAGAUGUUGGCUGCAAUACUGGUUACAUAGAUUUUUAGUAUUUUAAGAAUUAGACUAUGAUGUUAAUAACUGGUGACUAUCCAGUCUUCCCUAAUACCCGUUUCUGAUAGAUUACUAUCAGCAAACAAUAACUUUGUCAAUUACCAAAUGUGUAAAAUUUCCUGUAAUCACUCUGUCUUAUUUGUAAAUAGGGGUACUGUAAAUCCUUUCAGGACAGCAACAUUUGCUGUUCUGUUUUUAAGCUAAUGUGUAUUCUUACUAAUGUUCCUAAUCGAGAACAAAUUUGUAAUACGUUGUCUAUCUAUUUCUAAAACUGUGUUCAUAGUUUGAAGUUCUAUAUUGUUUUGUUAUAGCUACUCAGAGUUUUCUUCAGAAGCAGCUUAAGUAAAAUAUCUAAGGGAGAAGAAAAUGGGCCCACUGAAAAUAGUGUUGCUUUCCCUUCUUGAAAUGGAACAUUUGUGCAGACAGUGCAUCAGACAUGUGACUUGUCAGUAGAUGGGCUAGCUCCAGUGGAAGAUAGUGUGUACAUAAGCAGGCUCGUCAGCUCUGCUUUGAAGCAGCAUUAAGGGCGGAAAUAUCUCUGCAUUAUUUUAAUUUAGCUUUGAACAGGUAAAAUCCCUCAUGUGCUUGACCUGGUCUUGAUUGGACAGCUCCAGAUAUUCAGUUUUAAGUCCUUGUACAGAAUAUUUUUGUUAUGCUGGUUUGAAUAAAUGCAGACCGUAUAAGUGACAAAAAUGUAAAAAUUGUUCUGAAACUGGGAUUUGUUGGGGGUAGCAAAAAGCUAAAUUUUAACAUGUAUAAUGAGCAUAAAAUUCAUUAUGACAUGUAAAUGUAAUUCAUCCAUACAGGAGAAAUGAAUAGCUACUAUUGCACAAUGUAUUGACUCAGUUAUGCUCUACAGAAUUUUAAUGUAAAUGUCUUUCUUCAUUUUCCAUAUCCAGACAAAAUUACAGUGCAAAACUGUGGCUAAGAUGUGAAAAAUGGUUACGAAAGUGCAUGGCUUUUGAUUGUUUUUUAAGCUAUCUUUAAAAUAGCAUUUCAACCAGAAUCACAGUGACACUGAAUUCUAGAAUUUAUUAAGUGUACUCACAAGGCAUUUGUCUAGCAAAUGAAAUAGUUUUUAAUUCUUCUGUAUUAGAUAGUUGACCUAUUUAAUAGCCUGGUCAAAUAUUACUUUUCCUAAUAGAAAUUCAACACAGUAAUGAUGGACACGAAUCUCCAGCUCGUGUCCACUUUACUCUUUUCAGUUCGCCAGAAACAAUAUUCAACCAUGGCCUGCAUUAUGUUUUAUUAAAGGGAUCUCCUGACAUCAGAACUCAUCCACCCAAUCCAGGUAUGGGUUCAUGACAUUGGGGAAUUCCCAUGGCCGGAUAAUCUCAAUGUAAUCCAGCAUUAAUAUUUCCUUCUAUGUUCAUUUCAGGGCAGGGUGAGUGUGGACUUGGGAUUUCACCUCAUUAUGUUGACUUUCCAGCCAGAUCUUAUGAAAGUUUUGCGUGUGCACUUAAAUUGACAUUUUGGAACACCUCUGAGUGUCCAGAGGAAAAACUGGAACAAAAAACUGAUAAUUUUAGUAUUGUGCAUCAUAUUUUCUGGUGUGACUCCAUGUGCAUUCAAACACGUGCCAUUAAACUUAAAAUUUCUAGCGACUCUGGCACUGGAAUCCUGUCUUUUGUACUCUAAAGAAUAUUUUGUAAGCUGACUUUCCAUAUUGCCCAAAAGCUGCUAUCUAAUUGUCAAAAUCUUUCCAUGCUAUAUAAGUAGAAGAGCUGCUCAUCUGGGGAGUUUACUGUAACAUCUGCUAUAACCCCUCCUGCAAGUAACAUUUGGCAUUUGCCAUGGUUUGAUUUGUGCAACCUUACAGGGUUUAGUAUGGAAGAAAACAGUAGUGUUUUCAGAUUGUAAGGAUGCUUCUAUUCUGUACAAAACAAUAAAUAGCCUUCUCAAACACGUUAAUUUUUGGUUGCUUUUUCCAUUUGGUACUUGAAAGACAGUGGAUAAUAAAAAAAUUCUGUACAGUUACAUUUUGUUUGUGAUGAAGGGUGUCUGAGCUAGAUGAAUAUGUCCAUCUAGACUUCAUACAUUUUAUCAGAACUGAUGAUUCAGUCAGCCAGAGUAACUCUUCUGCCAGCUGGUAUGUCCAACCAAUGGCAGCUCAGCACAAUUUUUGCUCAAAGUGUGCGAAGUCAGAGCAGCCUCCAUUUGGCAGGAUGCCUGUGCAAUAAUUCAGCUACAGUGGGAUUGACAACACAUCUUAUGUUAAAGAUCAAGUUUGAGGUAGAUAGUGGAGCUUCCCUGGCAUGUGAUAUGGGUUUACCAGUGCUGCAUAAUUACAAUGUAACUUAUGUACAAUGCGGUUCCAAGAUAUUCUGUUGCUUAAUUGGACUCUUAAGCUCUGAUUUUAAAUGUUCUUGUAAAAACAAAAAAACUCCAAUAUCUCAGUUGUGUAUGUUCCUAAAGUUUAUGUUAAUCCAAAGAAGAAAAAGGCAGUUUGCUUUGAAACAGGAAGGACAACUGUACAGCAUGCUGACUGUGGACUUCUCAAUUACCUCAGCAGGUCCCCUGCCAUGUAAUUAGUAGUGAUUAAUGUUAGUUUAACCAGCUAAGUAUGUUCAGGUCUUAAUUGACUGUAUCCUGGAAUUAAGUGUCCUACCAUAUACUACUACGGCUGAGUUACUAUCCAAAAAAAAAAAGGGGGUGCCCCCCCAAGCUUUUAAGUAGAAAUGCUGUUAGGUGUAGAUAGCCUUUUUCAAAUGAAAAGAUUCCCAUUAAUACUGAUUGGAGUGGUAUUGACUGAUAGCAUAUUCAGCACUGGAUAGAGAACAUGGAAUGUUUUAUAAACAUUUCUGCAAGCCACUACAACCAACCAAUAUUUUUGAACAAAUCACCACUAAUUUGCCAUUCUGUUGUAUAACCUAGUUUAUUCGCCAGCCCUAUCUAAGGUAAUGGCCAUGGUAUGUUGAAGUUGAGUGUAUAAUGUGCUGGAUGUAGGCUUUUUUCCUUUUUCCUUCUGUUCCUUGGAAAAAGCAAUAAAACUGCUUUGUCUGUUGCCUAUUAGCAUGGCAAGAAUCUUUUCUUUUGGAUAGUGGUUUUAUAGGAAGGUUUUAUGUGUAUUGCCCAAGUCUAGCUUAAAAAAAUAAUAAAAGUGUGCAGUUAUAGUGUGGCAUUUUAUUUUAAAAAUUGGGGAAAGUUAACAUAUUUUUUUAAAAAGUAGGUGUUUGAGUAAAUAAUGGAGGUACUUUUCUAAAAACUUUAUAUGCCACAAUUUACAUAGACCUAUUUCAGAUUAAUGCACAAGACCUGUGACGUCAGAUAUGGCCACCACAUUUUCCUUUAUCUCAGUUGCAUGAAUGGAAACUCCAUCUGUCCUAGCUGUUUGUGUUUGCCUACUUGUUUCUCCCCUCUUUUUUGGUGAUGUGUCUGAAUCAAAAUACUUUUAAAAAAUUGUACUUGGGGUAGCUGAGUUACAAUAACAAAAUGCAGUUUGCCCCUUUGCUGUCAGAGUGCUUUUUGCAGUUAAGGAGCUGCUGCUUUUGUUUACCAUGAUUUGUGACUGUGUACAACGAUAUGCGAAGAAUUUUAUGGGUCUUUUCCUUUGUUCAGCGUUCCCCUUAGUAUGAACAUGAAUUGCAAAAUGGAAGAUGAUGCAUGUUUGUUAAAGGCCUGCAGAUGUGGACAUUUCUUCAGUUCAAAAUGCCAUUAAAUGUGUAUAUAACAGGUCUAUAAAGAUUUGUGCAAUUAAAAAGCCUGUUUUAAUUUUUUAUGUAAACAUGCAAAUUAAAGGGUUCGGUUCCCAGCAUUCUUAAUUUCUUUCCGGUAAUUAAAACUGGUACUUUUUGCACAUAAUCAACUUUACUGAUUCUUCAAAAAAGUGCUGUUUUUGUGGUAUUGUAUUCUCUGAAUAAUAUUUAAUUUUUUAAACAAGUUAACGUUCCUAAUUGUUCAGUUCCUGUGUUUUUGGCUGGUGUGUAAUAAAGGCAUUUUUCCCCUUUUAUGUGAUUAUUUAAUACAUUUAGCAGCCUGUAAAUAUUUCUUGUUAAAUGCUCUGGAAUGUGGUGUAGCAGUUGUACUAGAACAGUUUUAAGAAGCAUUGUUUGAAAGCCACUUUUGUUUUGGUUAUUUCUAUUAAAUUAGAAAAGGAAGAAUCUU
This is a messenger RNA of Sphaerodactylus townsendi, 8401 nucleotides long. It is a transcript of the gene TRIM33, whose product is annotated as tripartite motif containing 33. The coding region runs from base 114 to 3518 and encodes 1134 amino acids. The transcript is spliced from 21 exons. Gene Ontology annotation, molecular function: zinc ion binding; protein binding. Lineage: Eukaryota; Metazoa; Chordata; Lepidosauria; Squamata; Sphaerodactylidae. The record is from RefSeq and is a predicted model, not a curated record.